AUGGAUAGAAUGAAGAGAAAGACAUCUGCUGGUUUAAAAAAAACCAAUAAUCUUUCAAACCUAGAAGCACAUUUUAUUGGAUUUGAUAUUGAUGAUAAAGUACUGAUAAGAAUUGAAAAUAAGAAAAAAUUAUUAAAAAUGGAACUUAAAAAAGAAACGAGUGAGCCUAUGGAAGUAGACGAGCCAACUGACAGUCCAUCCAUUGGUCAUAAUAAUCAUGUUAAUAAAAAGAAACUAUCUAAAUCAAGAAAACCUAAUGGUAUAAAGAAUAAUUGGAGUAAUAAGAGGCAUAAGAAAGACAAUAUACGCAAUGAUACCUUAGAAUCAUUCAAAUUACAUGUUCCGCCUUCUUUAGAACUUACUACUCCUAAAUUCAACUUAACUUCUUCUAACACUAGAAUUCUCCGUAGUGCUGGAAGAAUAAAAAAUUAUGAUAUAAGAGAUGCUAUUUUUAAAAUCCCAUUUGAGCAUGGAUGGAAACGAGAAAUAGUAUACAGAUCAUCAGUUGAAUCUGGUGUUGUUACUCGGGCCAAUAGAAGUGGUGAUGUGUACUAUUAUUCUCCAAAUGGCCAGAAACUAAAAUCAUUACGAGACAUUAAGGAACAAUUGGAUAUUUCAUCUGAUAAAACUUCUCUUACUAUAGAAAGUUUUACAUUUGUAACAAAACCAAUUGGCAUAAAUGAUAAAUCAAAAGAACUGAUAAAAUAUAAAUAUGUCAAAUCAUUUAAGGAUGACACUACUGUUGGCGUUGCUGUUAAACCUAAAAAAUCUAAAACACCUAAACAACGCCCACCAUUUGAUUCUGAAUUGACAGGUGAUGGAAACAAAAAGUCUGUUAGUAAACCGAGACUUGAUUUAAAAAGAGCGAAGACUUCCACAACAUCAAAAUCUAAUAAAGAACUUAAAACUUCUACAUUCAAUUAUACUUAUAUAGAACCACCUAAAAAUAGAAUGCCUUAUGGUGCAGGAAGAAAUAUUAAUUGUCUAAUAACCGAUUCUAUUUUUAAACUCCCAUUUGAGCAUGGAUGGAAACGAGAAUUAGUAUAUAGAACAUCAAGUGAAUCUGCUGUUGUUACUGAGGACAAUAGAAGUGGUGAUAUAUACUAUUACUCACCAAGUGGCCAGAAACUACGAUCAUUACAAGAAAUACAGGAAUAUUUGAAUAUCUCAUUUGAUAAAACUACUCUAACUAUAGACAAUUUCACUUUCUUAGCAAAACCGAUUUUCGUGUAUGAUGAAUCAAAAGAACGAAUCAGAGAUGCAGAUUUCAAAUUAUAUAAGAAUGAGACUACUGAUGAUAUUGCUGUUCUACUUCAAAAAUCUAUAACACCUGAACAGCGCACACCACUUUAUUAUGGAUUGACAUUUGAUGUAAACAAAAAGUCUGCUUGUCAAAUGAGACAUUUUCUAAAUAUGUGA
Molecule: messenger RNA, 1419 nt
Organism: Rhopalosiphum maidis (corn leaf aphid)
Lineage: Eukaryota; Metazoa; Arthropoda; Insecta; Hemiptera; Aphididae
Exons: 10
Coding region: 1-1419 (472 amino acids)
Molecular function (GO): DNA binding
Source: RefSeq, a predicted model, not a curated record